CAACACAUCGCACAUCUCAUGGUCGCCCACACAGCGUUGCCAGACUGGGAGAUUUACCUCCAACUUUGAUUUUUUAUUCAUUUUGAAAAAUUUCUGGUGACACUUUUGUUGUACAGUAUUACUAUUUAGUGGGGUAUUUAAUAUGGCGCCUGGUUGAAACACUGGGAAUUUUUAUUAUGAGGUUGCGGUGGAUUUUUAUUGUAGAUUGGGAUAAAUAAACAUAAUGGUUCUGGCAACCCUGUGACCCAUAGUCCACAGUUCUGUAAAAGUGAUAAGAAUAAUUUUGAAUUUUCGUAUCUAGGAAUAAAACAGAAUCAAAAAUAAAUAUGUAGAAAAUAUUAAUAAUAUAGGUGCUUACUUAUAAAAUUCAUUUUUUAAAAUGUUAAAAAAAGUCUCUGUCGCCAUACUAACAAGAAAAACUAAUUUCUUAAAAACUAUUAAUCAAUUUUCCACCAACCAGCCACAUGUACUCACUAAAGAAAUUGGCGACAAAGCCUUAAUAAUUCUCAAUCGGCCAAAAAACCUAAAUGCUAUGUCCGACAAAUCGCUUGAAGAAUUAAUCAUUUCAUUAAGAAACCUAGAAAACAAGAAAUCUCUAGUUAUACUAAAAUCUGCAUGUGAAAAAGCAUUCAGUGUAGGAGGAGACUUGAUAAAACUAGCAGCAGCUGGUGAAAAAAAUGAUACUAAAUAUCUCGAAGAUGUCGUUAUGUUUUUAAAUGUGAAUAUUUAUUUAAUUUAUAAAUAUAAAAUUCCUAUAGUAGCCUUAAUGGAUGGUUACACAAUGGGAGGUGGAAUGGGAAUCUGCGCAUUUGCACCAUUUCGAAUUGCGACUGAAAGAACAAUAUUUGCUAUGCCUGAGGUCAAGCUAGGUUUCCAUCCUAAUGCUGCAGCUACACAUUUCUUUAAUAGAACCAAAAAUAAACUUGGUUACUACUUAGCUUUAACUGGUAGCAAUCUUAGAGGAUCUGAUGUUUUAAAAGCUGGUUUUGCUACACAUUACUGCCAUAGUAAAAACUUGAAAAGAUUAGAAGAAUCAAUUUUAAAUUGCUCAGAUACUGAUCAUAUUAAAAGCAUUAUUGAUGGCAUUUGCGAAAAAACUGUACCAGAACUUUCUUUAAAUCCUGUAUUCAAUAAUAUUGAGAAUUGUUUCUCAGGACCCACAGUUGAAAAAAUUAUUUCAAGAUUGAAGGACGACGGUUCAAGUUUGGCUAGAGAAACUCUUAAUACAUUAAAUAAAUAUUCGCCAACUUCUUUAAAAGUGAUAUUGAAGCAGUUACAAAUAGGUCGGAAUAUGAAUUUGGCAGAUAUAUUAAUUAUGGAAAGCAACAUUACUGUAAAUUUUUAUUCUUUUCCUGAUGUUAUCGAAGGUACAAGAAUUGUUCUUAAAGACAAAAGUGAUACUCCUAUAUGGAAACCACCUAAAUUAGAAGAUGUAACUGAAGAAAUAAUAAACAGUCAUUUUAAACCUGUUGGAGAAGCUAAGCAAAAAAGAUUAUUGGCCGAAUUAACAAAUUGGAAAGAAUAAAUAAACUGUGUCCUGGUAUUAAAAAUUAUUGUUCAUAUUUUAAGCAAAAUAUGACAAUAAAAU
Psylliodes chrysocephalus is the source of this 1588-nucleotide messenger RNA. Lineage: Eukaryota; Metazoa; Arthropoda; Insecta; Coleoptera; Chrysomelidae. The record is from the annotation of a GenBank genome assembly.